Enterobius vermicularis (human pinworm) is the source of this 957-nucleotide messenger RNA. Lineage: Eukaryota; Metazoa; Nematoda; Chromadorea; Rhabditida; Oxyuridae. The record is from the annotation of a GenBank genome assembly.
AUGAGGUUAGAGGAACUGGAGAACAUGGAAAGCGGAUCUAGCGAGGAGUAUGAUGAAGGAGAGUAUCCAGAGCGGAGACGCUAUUUUAAACGGUCUCCACAGAUGGGUGAAGUUGCGGUCUCAAGAAGAGUUGUGAACGAAAAUGGAGAAAGGAGAGUCGAACCAGUGCCUGUUGAAAGAAUCAAUAAAAAUUUCAAACCACCGUUAGCUAAACCGUUAAGGUCAGUUUCUGCGCACUUAGAUGACAACGUCGCCCAAGUGAGCAAAGUAGUAGACGACCACCAAACUGAUACUUCAGCGGUACUUGGAAGUGAAACGAAAAAGACGUCGAUAUCAGUUGAGGACAGAGUUUUCAGCGGAUGUUUUAUACCGCGAUAUGAUCGAAAAUUACAAUCUUACGAGGAGAAAACGGUGAUCAGUAAAAACGCCAGUGACUGCACAACCCAAUGCCUUUGGCAGACGUCAUUCCUUUGCUUAAGUGUCAACUACGACAUCGCAACUAAUAAAUGUUCCUUAAAUGGCGGAAGUGCAUCGGUGAAUCAGAUUGCGCUUAUCCAGUCACCCGGAACAGUUUAUAUGGAGAACAAAUGAGAACCAACUGCUAAAACUGCUGAAACUUCUAUUGUGGUAAAACUGCUGCCAAAGUUCAAGAAAUGUCUUAGACGUCUAGAAAAUGCAGUAUUGUUUGAUCUUGAAGGGAAAAUUGUUGAAGAAGCCAAAACUUUAAAUGAUUGCCUGAUCGCAUGCGGUCAAAGUCAAAAACUGUACGGAUUGACCUGUGCUUCGCUAAAUUGGUUUAAACUCACAGAACAAUGCUAUCUUCACCCAGAAUAUAAAGAAUCUCAACAAAUGCAGAACUCAACGCAAACUGACUUUUACAGAAACUUAUGCUACGAUUCUGAUUUUGUUUCUGACGAAGACCUGUUGCCGGUUUUGUACGACGAUGAAAAUGCCUGA